CGGGAACAUGUCCAAGCCCACCUCCCUCGCCUCUGCGCGAUUAGCCGGCCGAAAGAUGCGGCGCCUGAUCAACUACCCUCUUUACAUGCCAGUUGUCCAUAGCGUCGCAGUGAGCCUUUUCUUGGAGCUGGGCCUCUUGGUUUUAGCGUCUGUGAAGCGUGGUCAGCACCUUCGACAGGAAUCGUUGAGCACAGACCAAGUCUUAUCAUCUCAUGUAGACAAAACAAGUGCAAAAGCACACUUUUCAGGACCUGGAGGCGACAAAGCAGUCGACAGUGCUCCAGCAGAGGAAGAGGACUACAGUGUCCUGAAACGGUCACACCAGUCAGAACAACACGCUGACGACGUCCACGUCGAGGUCUCCUCUCGUCCUGCAAGCACCUGCAGCGACGUUUACCACGGUCGUCGUCGGGCGCGGUGGUGGCGGAUGACGGGGAGGCCCCACCUGGUGACGGUGAGGUCGUGGUUGUAGAUGCGAGGGGGCGUUUGAAUGACAUCAAUCAUCUUCACGAACAAGACGCGGGCGAGUGCCCCGUUUCCAUCCUUCGCGGCUGGUUCUCGUUUGCCUCUCAUUUAUAUAACGGAUGGAGAUUACACAGAAAGUUUCAAAACGGGUGUGUCAGGUGGGUCUCAGCGUUGCCCCUGGCUGCAGAUCGAUCUCGGAGAAAGCAAGCAAAUUGCGAGCGUCAACAUCACUGCCAGGGACCUAAGCGGAGGGUGGCGGCGGCGCUUCUUCGACGUGGGCUCGUGGAUUGACGAGCCAUGGGACGCCACGACUCCUACUCUUCCAGAGGGGGAGCAAACGUGGACGUCGGGGUGCGCGUCCUGGUCGCGAACGCAGCCCGUUCCAAUGCGGCGACAUGCAGCGAUAAGACCGAACAGGAUGUGACGUACUGCGCAUCGAUUAGUCAUGCGACUUCCAGAGGACCUACCUGUCCCACUCCUGACGGCGCAGCGCUGCAGGUAUGCGAAGUUAUCAAGUAUGCUGGCGGAGCCGGUGUGGAGCGGUUUGAACCUGGAUCACCCGAGAACACCCGGACAGCCGCCGUGCAAUGUGGUAAUAAAAUCGGCGUAGUAGAUCUUCCUGGUGUUGCAGCGGAAUCGGAAAGCGGGCGGGUCUUGGAAGUGGAUGAAGUGAAGGUUUUAGGCACUGAGACGACGACGACAUCAAAAGCGCCGACAAAAGCGAAGACAGAAGCGCCGCUUCAAGACGAGGAUGAGCACUCAGGCAGCAUCCACCGGGUGACAGAACUCUCGCGAGCCAUACUGCUGUUGGUCCUGUCUACUCUUACUUGGCUGGUGGCGCUCAGUCAUCACUCCUAUCUCGAGUUGCCUGGGUUGGCUUAA
Molecule: messenger RNA, 1347 nt
Organism: Amoebophrya sp. A25
Lineage: Eukaryota; Dinophyceae; Syndiniales; Amoebophryaceae
Source: the annotation of a GenBank genome assembly